This is a messenger RNA of Aspergillus pseudoviridinutans, 1917 nucleotides long. Its product is annotated as Zn(II)2Cys6 transcription factor. NCBI's taxonomy places the organism in Eukaryota, Fungi, Ascomycota, Eurotiomycetes, Eurotiales, Aspergillaceae. Gene Ontology annotation, biological process: regulation of DNA-templated transcription; DNA-templated transcription. The record is from RefSeq and is a predicted model, not a curated record. The transcript is spliced from 5 exons. The coding region runs from base 1 to 1917 and encodes 638 amino acids. Gene Ontology annotation, molecular function: zinc ion binding; DNA binding; DNA-binding transcription factor activity, RNA polymerase II-specific.
AUGCCACCAGCUGAAAAGAAACAAUCCCGAGGGAAAUAUACCACCAAAGCAUGCGAGGAAUGUCGUCGUCGUCGAGCAAAGUGCGACGGCAAAAAACCAUCCUGCUCUCGUUGUCUACAAUGGAGUAUCUCCUGUCAAUACUCCUCAAAUGAGGAUGGUAGACGACCUGCAUCCAAGUCCUACGUUGAUCUGCUUCGGCAACGUAUUGAAUUUCUCGAGGAGUUUCUGGCCAAACGCGGCAUCGAUCCAGACGCGGAGAAGUCACUUGAAGAGGAUGCUGCAGAAGUCUCAUCAUAUAUGGAGGCUCUAUGCGAUCAAUUCAAGGGACGUCUUGCGCUCGAUGAAUCUCUUAAUUUCGACGACGACGGCGAGAUGCGAUUCUUUGGGCCGACGAGUGGACGGCUCCAGUUCGUUGCCCAAGAUGCCACGCCAGAGAAGGAAUCAAAGGCAUGCGUUGAACCUGAGCCCUUUGGAUCAACGACAUACGAUGCUUUUAUUCCCACAGAGCUGGAAAAUCACUUGAUCGAUCUGUACUUCACCUGGGAGCAACCAUGGUACCAGAUCGUGGACGAGGAUCUCUUCCGCGACAGCAUGGCGAACAGAGGUCGCUACUUCACACCCCUGCUUCUGUACAGCAUUCUCGCCAUGGGGUCACGGUACUCCGACCGCGUCGAAACCCGUACCGACGCAAAUGAUCCCAACACGGCCGGUCGCUUCUUCUUCGAACAGGCCAAGACUCUACUUCAUCGGGAAAUGGAACGACCACGCCUGGCGACCAUCCAGGCAUUAGGCCUCAUUGGGAUGUUUUAUAUUGCCACAGGCGCUGAUGCAGCCGGGUGGCUGCACCACGGCAUGGCGAACAGGCUGAGUCUUGACAUGGGACUCAACCUGGACCCAGCUGCCUUCGACAGAGCAGUGAGUAUGUGUCCCACGGAAAUGCAACUCCGACGGCAGAUUUACUGGACUCUAUACUGUCACGAUAAGCUCUCUGCGAGCUAUACAGGGCGCGUCUGCUCCAUGCUGGACGUCCAAGGCUCUGUCAACCUACCCAGUAAUGCAGAGCCAUCAUCUCCCCGAGAGCAGGCCAUUCUCUCCCUACAGACAGCUUUAAUCCGCAUCUGCCAAACCUACGAGAAGAUCUUCCUGUCCUUGUGGGCCCCCAAGCCUAGCCUGAACCAACGCCAACGACCCGCCUUUCUCAAAUCCUGUCUUCUGGACCUAAAAACCUGGCUCUACGAUCUCCCUCCAGAGCUCCGGAUCGACCAGCCAAAUCAUCUUCCGCACGCAUAUACCCUGCACAUGGUCUAUCACACUGCUAGAAUCCUCCUGGCCAAGCCAUUCACAAUAAGGCAUCAAUCUGCCUCCAGCGAUGCAGACGCCAACGCAGAGGUACAAACGCAAGCACAAUCCGUCUCCACAGACUCCGCCCGCGCCAUCUGCACCAUCGCCCAGAAAUACCGCCAGCAGUUUGGCAGUUUCCAUCUAAGCCCCAUAACCGCGACGCAUUGCACGCUCUCCGCGGCGACGGUGUUACUUGAGGACAUCGAUGGGGAGGACAUUCUUCCGUCGCAGAAGAGCCGGCUCGAGGUAUGUGUGGGUGUUCUCGAGGAGCUGGCGGGCUCGUGGCAGCCUGCACGGCAUACUGGGAAUAAUCUGCGGCGGUUGUUGAGUGCGAGGUAUAACCUGACGCUCCCAGGGGGGGAGAAAGCGGACCAGCUGCAGUCUCAGACUGGAGGUGAUCUCUUUGCUCAGUCUAUGGGGUUUGAUAUUGUGGACGGAGCGAAUACGGAGUUUCUACCUCAGUAUGAAGAAGGUCUGCCGUCGACGCUGGGGUUACCUCCUGCUUUGGACUCUCUACCAGUUGAUUACGGGUUCUUUGAUAUGUUGAAUCAGAUGAAUAUGGAUAGGAUGUGGUAG